AUGGCCUUCACCACAAAUGCCAUCAUCAACAGCUUCGGCGGACGCUUCCUCAAGCUCUCUCACAAGUCCGCUGUCACAGGAACACCCAUGAACGCAACCCUCUACCUUCCUGGAUCCGCCUCCUCUUCCAAGCCUGCGCCUCUCCUCAUCUACCUCUCGGGCCUCACAUGCACUCCCGACAACGUCACGGAGAAGGGCUUUCUCCAAGCCCAUGCUUCCAAGCUCGGCCUCGCCCUCCUCUACCCAGAUACUUCUCCUCGCGAGCUCGACUUGCCAGGUGAGCACGACGCUUAUGACUUUGGCAGCGGCGCUGGUUUUUACAUCGAUGCCAAGAAGGACCCUUAUAGCAAGCACUACAAGAUGGAGACAUACAUUGGCAGUGAGCUGCCUGAUCUCAUUUUCAAGGAGUUUAAGGAGGUUGAUUCCUCACGCGUGUCUAUCUCUGGUCACUCUAUGGGUGGCCACGGUGCUUUGACUCUGUUCCUCAAGAACCCCGGCAAGUACAAGAGUGUCAGUGCUUGGGCGCCCAUCACCAACCCUACUCAGUGCCCAUGGGGUGAGAAGGCUUUCAAGGGUUACCUGGGCGAGGACAAGGAGGAGUGGAAGAAGCACGAUGCUACUGAGCUUGUCAAGAGCUGGAAGGGCAACUUCCCUGCUCUCAUCGAUGUGGGUACUGGCGACAACUUCUACAAGCAGAGCCAGCUUCUCCCCGAGAACUUUGAGAAGGCUGUCAAGGACGCUGGUAUUGACGGCUUGAACCUCCGCUACCAGGAUGGCUACGACCACUCCUACUUCUUCAUUUCCACCUUCGGCGAGGAUCACGUCAAGCACGCCGCCAAGGCUCUCGGUCUCUUGUGA
Molecule: messenger RNA, 858 nt
Organism: Fusarium sp. VM40
Lineage: Eukaryota; Fungi; Ascomycota; Sordariomycetes; Hypocreales; Nectriaceae
Source: the annotation of a GenBank genome assembly